Triticum turgidum subsp. durum (durum wheat) is the source of this 1233-nucleotide messenger RNA. The record is from the annotation of a GenBank genome assembly. Lineage: Eukaryota; Viridiplantae; Streptophyta; Magnoliopsida; Poales; Poaceae.
AUGAAGAAGGCGCUUCCCCUAAAAGGCGGGUCGGGAGGGUCGAGGCAUGGAACAAAAUCUCCCAAGGAGCUGGAGAGCAUCUUGAAGCAGUAUUUUGGGUACUCGGAGUUCCGAGGAAGGCAGCUAGAGGCCAUAGAGGCUGUUCUUUCAGGAAGGGAUUGCUUCUGUUUGAUGCCAACUGGAGGUGGCAAGUCAAUGUGCUACCAGAUCCCUGCUCUAGUGAAGACCGGCGUUGUUCUUGUUAUCUCACCCUUGAUAGCGCUAAUGGAGAAUCAGGUUAGCAGCUUGAAAAGUAAAGGAAUUCCAGCUGAAUUUCUCUCUUCGACACAAACAACUGCUAACAAAAACAAGAUACAUGAAGAUCUCGAUUCUGGCAAUCCUUCUUUAAAAUUGCUGUAUGUCACUCCUGAGUUAGUUGCAACAUCUGGCUUCAAAGCAAAGUUAACAAAGCUCCACAACAGGGGUCUUCUUGGUCUUGUAGCUAUUGAUGAGGCUCAUUGUAUUUCAACUUGGGGCCAUGAUUUCAGACCUAGCUACCGCAAGAUUUCAUCAUUGAGGAAGCAGUUCCCAGAUAUCCCGAUAUUGGCUUUGACUGCAACUGCUGUCCCAAAAGUCCAGAAAGAUGUGAUAUCAUCAUUGUCCUUGCAAAACCCAGUCAUUCUUAAAGCUUCCUUUAAUCGACCUAAUAUCUUCUAUGAAGUUCGUUACAAGGAUCUUCUUGAUGAUGUUUAUUCUGAUAUAUCGAAUUUACUGAAGUCCAGCGGAAAUGUUUGCUCAAUCAUAUAUUGCCUUGAACGUGCUGCCUGUGAUGAUCUGACUAUGCAUUUGUCACAGCAGGGCAUCUCUUCUGCUGCUUAUCAUGCUGGCCUGAAUAGUAAAGUGCGAACUACCGUUCUUGAUGACUGGCUUUCAUCAAGGACUCAAGUUGUUGUUGCAACUGUAGCAUUUGGAGGUGCUUUGUUUAUAUAUUGGCGCUAUUCAUCUCUUCAGGGUAUUGAUAGACAAGAUGUCCGCAUCGUGUGCCAUUUCAACUUGCCUAAGUCAAUGGAAUCUUUCUACCAGGAGUCCGGACGUGCUGGUCGUGACCAACAGCCUUCCAGGAGUGUUUUGUAUUAUGGGUUAGAGGACCGAAGGAGAAUGGAAUUUAUUUUGAGAAACAGCAGCAGUAGAAAACAACAGCCAUCUUCUUCUUCAACUGAGCUUUCAGAGAAGACCCUAGCCGACUUUAGUUAG